AUGCAUUUCCUGUAUCAAGCUGGUAAACACAUCAAGGAUAAUGAACAAUUGAUGGAGAAACUGAAUCCCUUAUUACCGUUUGCCUAUUCCGGCAGCUCCACUACUAACGAAUUGGCUUUAGAUACAACACCAAGGAACCGGUCCGAAAUAGAUGAGAAUGCUGCUAGUUCAUAUCAUACAAGAGUAACGACACCCACUAUUAAUAUACGUAGACCCAAAGGUCCUAGGCUCAAGCAUGUUCCCACAUUGAAGCGGAAAAUGGGCGAUAGUUUCUCUGAGAAUGAUAAUAUCAAGAGGAGAGUAGUGAAUGAUGAUGAGAAUACUUCAUCUGAAGGAGAAACAUCAUUAUUAGCUUCCUUUUAUGACAGUAACAGAAAUAAUACUACUAAUAUUAAUAAUAGAUUGCAAAAAGAAGCGUUGAAGAAAGAAACUCCUCCUAGCAGUCCUCCUCCCGCUGCUAUAUCAUUGGUAUCUGAAUAUGAUUUCUUUACUAACCCUACUCAAAGUUUCCAUAUUCCUGAUUCUCCAAGAGUUAUUGAUCCUUCAAGUGAAGCCAAUACUGAAAUAGAAGAAGAGUUUGAGCCCGAGAAAGUAGUUGCAACCCGUCCCAAAUUGUAUGGUCGUCAUAAAGAAGAUGUACCCAGUUCUGAAGUUGAUUUUGGUAUUGAUAAAUUUAAUAGAUUCAAAUAUCCUUCUAUCCAUGAACAGUUUUCAACGGAUGGUGAUAUUGAUAGAACCAACUAUGAAAACGAAAGAGAAGCUAAUUUUGAAAGAGCUAAAAGAAAACUUUUAUAUGCAUUUGAAAACGUGGAAACUACCAUUGAUUUGGAAGAUAUGGGUCUUUAUGAUGUACCAGAUGAAAUUAAAGAUUUUGAUAAGUUGGUGAUCUUUGAAAGUGGAUCCGUAUCUUAUCAACUUUAUCUUGCUAAUAACCAUAUUCGACAUCUUCCUCCUUCAAUAUUCAAGUUUACAAAAUUGAAUGUAUUAAGCAUUCGUCAUAAUAAACUCCGGUACAUUCCUUCUUUAAUCCACAAAUUAAAGAACUUGACAGAUCUUUCAAUUGGUGCUAAUGAUUUGAAAUACCUUUGUCCUCAAAUAUUGGAUUUAAAAAACUUGACUACUCUUGGUGCUGGUCCUAAUCCUUUUAUUAAGGUUACUCCGGAUGCCAAAUAUGUGACAACUUCAAAGAAACAUCCCAUUGAUUCAACCAGAAGACUCAAUUACAUUUCUCCAAUAAUUUAUACUGUUGAAGACCCUGGAAAUCCAGCUUAUAAGCUUCCAAGCUUCAAAGCCUUAGCAUUGAAUGAAAUAGGAAAGUAUGAUGUUACGUAUGGUGAAACCAAAAUUCCAGUUGUGCAAUUAGAUGGGAAAAUCAUAUGA
This is a messenger RNA of Lizanozyma spartinae, 1380 nucleotides long. RefSeq lists its product as uncharacterized. Lineage: Eukaryota; Fungi; Ascomycota; Pichiomycetes; Serinales; Debaryomycetaceae. Gene Ontology annotation, molecular function: protein binding. The record is from RefSeq and is a predicted model, not a curated record. The transcript has 3 exons. Bases 1 to 1380 code for a protein of 459 amino acids.